AUGUCCUUUUUUCCAACAUUUGUGACUAUUCUAAAUGAGGUCAAUGCGAUUAUGCGUCAAAUGUCUAGUAGUACAAUCCGAGAAUGCAAUGCUUUAUCUGGUGAAAAAGUAAUUGAUGAUGAAUAUCAGCCUCGUAUAGGUGAGACAGUUGAAGCUCUUUAUGAUCCGAAUAGUGGAGCUGAAACUAUGCGAAUAGGAUACAAUUUUUUUAAAACAGGAAAACAUGUAACAUUUGUAUCAACUGGAGCAGCUAUGGCUAGAGCAUUAAUAGAAAGAGCCUCUAUCAAAGCCCGAAAGCGUAUCUUUGAGGACAUAGGUCGUUUUGAUAUAGUUAUAGCUAUUACAAAUAUUGUAACACCAAUUCAUGUUGAAGCACUUGCAUAA
This is a messenger RNA of Diversispora eburnea, 384 nucleotides long. The record is from the annotation of a GenBank genome assembly. NCBI's taxonomy places the organism in Eukaryota, Fungi, Glomeromycota, Glomeromycetes, Diversisporales, Diversisporaceae.